This is a messenger RNA of Rhincodon typus (whale shark), 3960 nucleotides long. RefSeq names its product stimulator of interferon response cGAMP interactor 1 (gene sting1). The transcript is spliced from 8 exons. The coding region runs from base 319 to 1578 and encodes 419 amino acids. Gene Ontology annotation, molecular function: 2',3'-cyclic GMP-AMP binding; cyclic-di-GMP binding. The record is from RefSeq and is a predicted model, not a curated record. Gene Ontology annotation, biological process: positive regulation of type I interferon production; positive regulation of macroautophagy; activation of innate immune response. Lineage: Eukaryota; Metazoa; Chordata; Chondrichthyes; Orectolobiformes; Rhincodontidae. Gene Ontology annotation, cellular component: autophagosome; endoplasmic reticulum membrane.
GAGAGGAGGCGCGGUCGGGAAAAAAAAACAAAACUGGAUUCCUGAUAGCUGUCACCGCACUUGAGAAAAGUACAAAACGAAACCAUCCACUGGAUGGGAGUGUAGGUUUGCUCAGUCUUAUUGUGCAAUUCUCAAUGACUUCCGGAAAUCAAGCCCGUUCUCUUUCUUGGAAAUUGAAGACAAGUGUGAGAAGAGGAUUGAGGGCAGGAGCGGGUGGAAGAUCUUCCCGGUCUUCGGGGAGCUGUGAGCUAAAACAGACAGCGAGAAGUGAGUGAACACAUUCAAACCCCGCUGGGACAGCAGAUAGCUAUUAGCUGCAUGCUAGGUACCGAUAUUCUCUUCCUUGGAGAAGCUCCCUUCCAUAGAAAAAUCUUCCAAAUGCCAAAGACCACAAUGCCUUUGAAGUGUAUUCAAUCCACUGUUGCAAUGAAAGUACAGAUGGUAGUCUUGUCACAAAUGUUCGCAGAUGACAUACCACUGCCUCGUGGAAAUGCAGCCAAAUGCUCAGCCAUCUUUGUUAUGCUUGCAUCUUUCAGCUAUAUGCUUAUUUCCACUGAAGUAAACAUCGUUGCACAGCAAAUCAUGCUUCAGCUUUUUAUAUCAUUACUAGCUGGAGGUGUGUUAAAGCUGUGUGAACUUCUGGAAGAAUGCAGGCACAUCCCUUCCAGAUACAAAAAUGGCUGGAAGGCUUUCAAUGCAUCAUUUAAUCUAAAAGGAUACAGCUGUGGAAUAGUGACAUCUGUACUAUUCUACUGUAUUGUUCAGGACCGUAAGAUUGAUAACAUUCAUUUUCCAAGUUCUUUGGCAUGGAAUGUAAGCAAUUACUGUUUCUGCUGUGCUUUCCUCAAGGUUUUUGGAUUCCUUGACCCCACUCCAGCUGAAAUUUCAGAAAUCUGUGAGGAGAGUAAAUUUAAUGUUGCUCAUGGAUUGGCUUGGUCCUAUUACAUUGGUUACCUGAAAUUAAUUUUGCCAGAUCUGGAAGAAAGAAUAAAAAGACACAACGUUAGAAAUGUACUAGAUUGCAAAGAAAAUUGGAAGUUGUAUAUCUUAAUCCCGUUCAGCUGUAAGGUUUAUGGCAAACUGGAGAAGAUGGACAGUAAGAUUGAAUUCUAUCAAAACCUGCCAGAGAUCUGUAUUGAUAGAGCCGGGAUAAAAGCAAGAAGUUACAAGAAUAGUAUUUAUACUAUUUAUGAUCAAAAUAACAGGCCUCAUCACUGUGUCCUUGAAUAUGCCACACCACUGGGGUCACUGUUUGAAAUGUCGAAUGAUGCCUCUGCAGCCUUUAGCAAAGAAAAGCGUCUAGAGCAGGCCAAGUUGUUCUAUGUCACCUUAGUGAAUAUCCUGAACAACUCUCAAGAAUGUGCAGGUUACUUUAGACUAAUUCCAUAUGACGAUGACUUAGAGGAACGACAAAUGGACUCACAUUUUCUGUCUACCAUGAUCCUGAAGCAUCUGGCACAGGAGAGAAUAGAAUAUUCUGUACCAGAACAAACCACUUGGAAUGAAAUUUUAAGUGAAGACCAAUUAAUGAUCAGCAAAAGUGAUGAUCCACUGCCUUUAAAAAGUAUAAAUCAUUAAGUGGUGUAACUUUAUACAUAUAUUUUACUGUAAUUUUCUCUAGUGUUUUAUCUCAAGAUUGUAUUGUACUUUUCGGUGUUGACACAAUGUUAGUUGCCUAUGUUAGAAUUAAAAGUUGUCCAUAUUCCUUUUGAGACUGAAAUGGAAUAUCAAAUUUAAGUGACAAAUACCAACCAAGUUUCUGCACAACUCUCAGGAGCUCUUAUCCUACCUACUAUGUAGGAGGUACUAUCUAAAAUAAGAAUGCUUUAUUAGGUUUUUAAAAAUAUUAACAGAAUUGCACAAGGUUGGUAAAUGGCUGGCAAUAUUUUUUGUUUAAAUGAUAAACUUCAUGUAUGAAGCUAUCAUAAUUAUGCAAGCCAAUUGAGCAUCAAAAUUAAAUAUAUUUCCCAAUUUACUACACUAUUUAGGGUAUAGUUUGUUUUGCUUGCUAUCUACUUUUAAUAUCUUCCAAAAUAAAGGUCGCAAAUAAGAUUAUUACUACUAAGCAGGAAAUUCAGCUAAACCUCUUUAUCCAGUUUAGAAUGUAGAAGUUUGCUGUCAGAUGCUGUUGUUGAGGUAAAUAUUAAAUACAUUUAAUGGAAAUUUAUGUAACUGCAUGUCAGAAAAAGAAGUUUAUGCUUAUUUGGGAAAAUGAAACAGAAUGCAAGGUGAAUUGUGGAGGGGAACGUAAACAGCAGAUGGAUCAGUGGGGCUGAAUGGCUUAUUUCUGGUGUGUAAUUUUAGCAACGUCAGUGCUGGAUGCUGCAAGGUUUUCUUCCAUUUUCCACCUUACUUUCAGUAACUAGCCUGCAAGGUUUUUCCUCACACAUAUUGUAUUUAGUUUCCUUCAUACUCUCAACAAUGCUCUUUUCCUUCAAUUUCAGAGAAGCACUGAUAUCACGUUACCAUGUUCCAAACCAACUACCUGAGCCUUACUAAGACUAAUAACUUACUAUCACCUAUAACUGAAUCGUGGGUAAUUAAAGACAAUAGUUUUUCAUUUAAACAUUCUUCUGACCUGUUGUACACAGGAAUUGUUCCAAGCACCACAGCACUGAUCAUUGUUUAUUAUUUAUUUUCUGAUUGUGCUGCUGGCAAGGUGUAAUUCCUAGAGAAUUAAUGCAUCUCUUGAGCAAUAUGAUUUUUUUCCCUGAUUGUUGGAGAAAAGCAAAACUCUGCAAGUUAUAGCUAAAUUAAUAUAAUGUCAAAUAUUAAGUUGCUUGUAGUUUUUAAUCAAUAAUCUUAAAUAAUCAAACCAAUUUAGUUAUAAACGAUAACCUUAAACAAUCAUUACUGUCUAUUCGUAUCAGGACGUUAUAUUGCUUUACAAUACUGCAGUAUUUUUAUGUGUAGAUUUGUGGGAAUGAACUAAACUAUAAUUGUAAAUGAAGGGUAAAUAAUCAGAGUAGAAACUAUUGGGACUAUGAAGAAUUAAAUUACGAGUUCUUAAUGUAUUUAUAUAACUUUUGUUACUGGACUAUGUGCUUUGCCCUAAAGCUAAAAUCUGGAGGUUUUAAUAUUAUAAUGUAAUAAAUCUAGGUGUUUUGAAAUGUUUGAACUAUCACCCUUUCAAUUUUACAAACAAAUUUGUGUAAAGACGGUUGUCCCCUUUUGCAAUAUUCUGAGAAACCAGUCCUUAGGGACGACUUUUGCCAUAAGCUUUGGGAAUCUAUUGUUGAAUAACUUCCAAGUCGUGAACCCACGCAAGGUGGCAGCACUGUUUCAGACAGAAUUUGAUGCAGAGUGGCCAAUUAGAAGUCAGCUCAAUGCCAUGUAAUUAGGAAUGGUGGGCUGGUUCAGGCAGAGGAAGCUGCAGUCAGCUCAUCCCACUCCAGAGGAAACCUGCAGCCCUCACUAUGACUGGUGCGAGUGUUGCUGAGGCUCAUGUGUUCUGACAAUUUAGAGACAUCCAUCACCAGGCUUUCAACACUCAAAGCAAGGCUGUGAAUAAAGACAGCUGCUUUGCAGUUUGCUGCUGGAAACAUUUAGAUCUCUUUCAGCUGGAUCUGCCAGUGUAAUGCUGCCUACUCUCACUCAUCAGGGAACCAAACAGAGGAGGGAGCUUCAUGUUGCUAAGCUUGUGAUAAGUUCUGUUAAGUAUUUCCUUAAUUAGCUUGAUUGCAUUGCUAGCAGUGCAGGUGAGAUGACAGUACCCCUGGAAUAGGUGUGAGUAGGCAGGAGAGCAUGUUGAAUCACCACCCCGAUGCUUUGUAACAGAAUUUUGACAUUCCCAAGCCUCUGAAGCUGCUUCUACAGGGCUGACAAAUCUGCCUUAUUUGUUCUUAUUGAAUAUAAUAUGUUGCUCGGGUCUUCAAACCAAAAGUCUCUUUGCAAUUGGGUUUCAGGGUAUUUGGUUGUUUUUCCUAUACCAUAUUGACAAUAAAGGAACUGGAUCAAGAA